Molecule: messenger RNA, 354 nt
Organism: Entrophospora candida
Lineage: Eukaryota; Fungi; Glomeromycota; Glomeromycetes; Entrophosporales; Entrophosporaceae
Source: the annotation of a GenBank genome assembly
AUGUCUAAUUCAGAACUUGCUAUCAGUUAUGCUGCACUUAUUCUAGCAGACGACGGUGUUGAAAUUACUCCUGAUAAAUUAACAACUUUAACCAAAGCUGCGGGUAUUGAUGUUGAACCAGUCUGGGCAAAUUUAUUUGCUAAAGCUCUUGAAGGAAAAAAUGUUACUGAUCUUUUAAUGAACGUUGGUGCAGGUGGUGCUCCCGCUGCAGCUUCAGCUGGUGGUGGCGGUACUACUGUUAUUGUACUUUGGGCUUGGAGAAACAAUAUUCAACAUGCAAGAAAUUUAUUUUUAGAACAUUCAGCCCCUUAUUUUUCAUUAGCCCAAUUAAGAAUUAAAAGAUUUCAAUUCUAA